This is a messenger RNA of Gastrolobium bilobum, 3714 nucleotides long. RefSeq lists its product as uncharacterized. Bases 145 to 3501 code for a protein of 1118 amino acids. The transcript has 5 exons. Gene Ontology annotation, biological process: DNA-templated transcription. The record is from RefSeq and is a predicted model, not a curated record. Gene Ontology annotation, cellular component: nucleus. Lineage: Eukaryota; Viridiplantae; Streptophyta; Magnoliopsida; Fabales; Fabaceae.
UAUGGCGAUUCCUCCACAGUUCCGUUUCGCAAACGCGAAAUAUAUAGCGAUAAAUGAGUUGUAUUCUUGUGGUUAAUGCUACUGGUUGAGAAUGCUAUUGGAGCACGUUGUGAACAAGGUUGAUUCAUAGGAAGGGACUUGGAAAUGGGACACCUUGGCCCUGUAUCCGGUGAUCCUCUGUUGCACCAACAGGCUACCUCAAAUGAUCAUGUUGAAUUAAUGAGAGCCGUGCCUGGAAAUCCUGGGUCUCAGGGAUUGCCGGUGUCAAUCAUUCAUAGUGGACGGGUAGAAGCACAUAUGAGUAAUUUGCGCAUGCAUCAGCUUUUGGUGCCUGACAACCAGUCCGUGCAAAUGGGGACAAUGCCGAACAGUAUGGGGUCAAAGCAGCUGCCAACAACGCCAAAGCGGAAGGCACCAUUGGAACAAUUGCCCUAUAGCUCUGCGGGAUCUAACAAGCGGGUUGCUCAAGUGGAACAAAGGCCUUGGUUGCAGCAAGCAUCUGAUACAUCAAAUAGUGGUUCUCCGCAGAUGCAAUUCCUGUCAACUGCUUCCAGACCACAGCAUUUGGCUAUGUCUGGUAAGAGAAAAACACUGAUGGAAUCCACUUCCAGUAAACCUGGGACACCUCGGUCGUUGAAUUCUAAAGGUCAGAAUGCACAGAUGCAACCAUCUCCCAAGGCUCAAACUGAAUCAUCUGAAAGUGUUAGGUCGAAGAUGAGGGAGUCAUUAGCUGCUGCUUUGGCCUUGGUUUCUCAGCAGGACAAACCUCUGGUUGCGAGCAAUAUUACAUCAAAUGAGGCUGGUAAUACUCAGGGUAAAUUAGUGAACAGUUCAGCUGCUACUGGUGCUUCUCCAGGGGAAAGGAAAGAGAUUUAUAAAUCUGUUGAUUCCUCUUUUGCUGCCGUGGAUUUAGUUGAUCAUGUGCCCGAAGAGCACAGAAUGAGUUCAGCCUCUAAUGAAGAUCAUUCUGAAAAAUGCAAGAACUCUGAAUCAGGAUCCACAAAUAUGUCUAAUAAUGAAAAUAUACUGAAUCCUAUGCAAGUCUUGAACUGUGAUAAGCAAGACUUCGAGGCAAGUUACACUUUGACCACUGAUGAUGUUCCUUUUAGUGAAAGUUUCUUCAUCAAGGACGAACUUAUGCAGGGAAACAGUCUUUCCUGGGUAUUGGAAUCUGAUAUGGUGGACAUGUCAAAUCAAAACGAGAAUCAAAGUAAUAUAGAGCAUAGAUUGGAACCUGAUGAAGCAGUUGAAGGUUGUAAGGAGGCAGUGCAUUCACCCGAAGUUUUGGCAGCAAGGAUAGAAGCAAAACUCUGCAAACUGUUUGGAGGUGUGAAUAAGAAGUACAAAGAGAAGGGGAGGUCUCUUUUGUUUAAUUUGAAAGAUCGCAAUAAUCCUGAACUAAGAGAAAGGGUUAUGUCUGGUGAAAUUCUCCCAGAAAGAUUAUGUUCUAUGACUGCAGAGGAACUUGCAUCGAAGGAGCUUUCUGAGUGGCGGAUAGCCAAGGCUGAGGAGCUCUCUCAAAUGGUGUUUUUGCCUGAUUCUGAUGUUGAUAUUAGACGUUUGGUCAGGAAAACACAUAAAGGUGAAUUUCAAGUAGAAGUUGAACAUGAAGACAAUGUUUCAGUGGAGGUUUCUGGUGGCACAGAUGCAGCUAGUGGGAGCCAAGCAAAUAGAAAGUAUGUGGAAGCCCCUCCUCCUAAACCUGAUGUGAUCAAAGAUGAUGCAAACAGUGAUGAUGAAAAGAGCAAAUUAGAGAAGGAUACGCCAUUGGGUGUUACCAUCCCUUCCAAUGAUGGUACUGAUCCAAUGCAAGGGCUUAUGACAGAUGAUGCAUUGAAGGAAGCUGACUUUCUUCCACCAAUUGUCUCUCUUGAUCAGUUCAUGGAAUCUCUUCAUUCUGAGCCUCCAUUUGAAAAUAUACUAAUGCAAUCUGGAAAAGGGACAGCUAUGUCAGAAAAGGAUGAUUCUGAGGUUGGAUCUCAAUCAAAGUCUUCUGUUUUAAAUCCAGUUGAGCUGCUUGGUGGUAUCCCUGAUAAGCAUGAGAAGGUGCAUGACACAUGUGCCAAUCUGGAUGCUGAACUGGAUAAAGGGUUAAAUGCAGAAUCUACGGCCAUUUCUUCUGAUACAAGAUGUGGUGAGAGUCAUGCUGACAUGAAGCAGACUGAUGGUCGUAGUGAAGAAAGGUCAACUGAUGACAUGAAGUCUACUUCCAGGCAUGCCGAAUUGAGCGCCAGUCAGUUUCAUGCAGAAGAGAGAUAUGCUGGUAGUCAUGCGUAUUCCAAAACUGCAGUCUCCACUAGUAUGUCUGAGGGUGAAUGCAUCUGGGAAGGAAUGCUUCAGCUGAAUAUCUCCACCACUCAUUCUGUAAUAAGCAUCUUUAAAAGUGGUGAGAGAACUUCUGUAAAAUACUGGCCUGGGUUUCUUGAGAUCAAGGGAAGAGUUCGAAUUGAUGCGUUUGAGAAGUUUUUGCAAGAGCUUCGACUGUCCAAAAGACGUGCUAUCAUGGUUUUGCACUUUGUUUCGAAGGGGUCAUCCCCCAACAAUGAUCACUCAACUCUCCGUGAGGUGGCUGAUUCAUACAUUUCAGAUGAGAGAGUGGGAUUUGCUGAGCCUGUACCUGGAACUGAACUUUACUUUUGCCCACCUCAUCAGAUAACAAUUGAAAUGCUCAGCAAGAUACUUCCAAAGGAACAGAUUGAGGCAGUUAAUGCUAUUGAUUAUGGUCUAAUUGGUAUUAUUGUAUGGAGAAAGACUCAUUUAACUUCAACUAUAUCAGCUACCUCUUCUUCACACCAAAAAUACAGCUCUAAAAAACAAUACUUAUUCACUAGGAAACAGCAAGAUACAAAUAUGAAUGCCAAUCCCACACCAAAAGCAGUGCCUUCUAGGGGCUCUGCAGCCACUAUCACUGGACUCUCAUCUGAUGAAGAUGAUGAUAUUCCUCCAGGAUUUGGGCCAGUAGUGGCCCAAGAUGAGGAUGACCUCCCGGAGUUCAAGUUCUCCGACGGUUCGAAUCCAUCAUCACACUUGAUCCACAAAUCUAUGGGUCUAGGUAAAGCAGCAUUCCACACGGUUAACCAAGCCCCUUCUCGCCCAGUAGAUCAAAUGAGGGAUCUUGUACACAAAUAUGGGCAAAACAAAGCAAAUGCACCUUCAGGAAACUGGGAUGAUAAAUUUACGGUGAAAAUUCAACCCUGGAAUGAGGAUGAUGAUGAUAUACCUGAAUGGCAGCCACAAAUCCCAAUCCCCCAUAAUCAGUUUCCUCCCAAACAGCAAAUGCUUAACUAUCACAUGCUGAAUCAAUCAUUUAUGGCCUCACCCAAUCAGUCAAUGCUGCCAAUACAAUCACUGCAAUCCCCUGUAAAUGUUAUGCAUGGCCAACGAAAUGUUGGCUCUCAGUGGCUUCCCUCUAUUGAGGAAAACAACCCACUGCCAAGUGGUGUCCAACCCUACGGAGCCACUGCAUGGCGUCAAAAUGUUCCAGGAAGUAGAGGCUAUUAGGUUUUUUUUUUUAAAUAUAAAGUCAAAGAUUUUGUUCCUUUUUUCGUAGCCUAGCCUUGUAAUCGAAUUUCAAGUUUAUUUUUCUUUCUGUUGCAUCCAUUCCUUUCUAGAGCAAGCGAAUGAUUAUUUUUCUUGUUUCAGUUUACCAACAGUAGGAUUUCCACACAAUAAUAUGAUGGAGAAUUUUGCAUACCCUGACAUACUCGUUGUCUU